Hemiscyllium ocellatum (epaulette shark) is the source of this 1914-nucleotide messenger RNA. It is a transcript of the gene cwc27, whose product is annotated as CWC27 spliceosome associated cyclophilin. Gene Ontology annotation, molecular function: peptidyl-prolyl cis-trans isomerase activity. NCBI's taxonomy places the organism in Eukaryota, Metazoa, Chordata, Chondrichthyes, Orectolobiformes, Hemiscylliidae. The transcript is spliced from 14 exons. The record is from RefSeq and is a predicted model, not a curated record. Gene Ontology annotation, biological process: protein folding; protein peptidyl-prolyl isomerization. Bases 328 to 1719 code for a protein of 463 amino acids. Gene Ontology annotation, cellular component: catalytic step 2 spliceosome.
AGGUUUGUCUCUACCCUCCCCUACAGUUAAUUUCUGUGGUGUGUCUAUGGCAUUGGCCGUUUGCUUUCAGGGGCAAAUUUUGUGCGAGACCGACAGACAAGGGGCGAACAUUUUGAAAGCUGUAACGUUUCACAGCGAAUGGGGGCGGGGGAGGAUUUUGGAGGAGCUACGCAAGUGGAUUGUCUUCACAGAUAACGUAUUUGAGUGUUGGUUUUUUUUGGGGUUUCGGUGUGGCGAGCUCCUCGGGAUCGGUAAGCAGCGGGAGUUGAACAGCGCGGGCGCGUGCCGCGUUUUGAACAGGGCUCACGUUCCAAAGCGGCGGGCGCCAUGAGCAACAUUUACAUCCAGGAGCCCCCGAGCAGUGGCAAGGUCCUUUUGAAGACUACAGCUGGUGAUAUUGAUAUAGAGUUAUGGUCAAAAGAGGCACCAAAAGCAUGCAGAAAUUUUAUCCAACUCUGCUUGGAAGGUUAUUAUGAUAAUACAAUAUUUCACAGGGUUGUACCUGGCUUUAUUGUGCAAGGAGGAGAUCCAACAAGAAGCGGAACUGGUGGCGAAUCCAUAUAUGGGAAGCCUUUUAAGGAUGAAUUUCAUUCUCGUUUACGUUUUAAUAGAAGAGGACUGGUUGCUAUGGCAAAUGCUGGACCUCAUGAUAAUGGUAGUCAGUUUUUCUUCACAUUGGGUCCUGCGGAUGAACUCAAUAACAAACAUACCAUCUUUGGAAAGGUGACUGGUGAUACUAUUUAUAAUAUAUUAAGAUUAGCAGAAGUAGAAAUUGAUAAAGAUGAGCGACCAAUCAGCCCUCAUAAGAUUAAGUCUACAGAGGUGCUGCACAACAGCUUUGAUGACAUUGUUCCAAGAGUGUUGAAAAAACACAAAAAGGAGAAAAGAGAGGAGGAAAUGAAAAAAUCUUACUCCAAGGGGACAAAAAAUUUCAGUUUGCUUUCCUUUGGAGAAGAAGCAGAAGAGGAAGAGGAGGAAGUAAACCGAGUUAGCCAGAGCAUGAAAGGAAAAAGCAAAAGUAGUCAUGAUUUGUUAAAGGAUGACCCCCGGCUGAGCUCUGUUCCAGUUGUUGAAAGUGAGCCAGGAAUAACAAAGACAAAAAGGGAAUCUGACAAGGAGGAAGAUGAUGAAUCUGACUGUGAAGAAUGGGAAGAAAUGCUGAAAAAAUUGAAGAAAGAUACAAAUGAAGAUGUUAAGCAUCAGCUGAGAGAGGAUGAUGAUGAGAAAAAGAAACUCAGCCGUAGUGAAGAGCUACGCAAAGAAGCACGUCAGAUAAAACGUGAGCUAUUGGCAGCAAAACAGAAGAAGUUGGAAAUUCUGAAAAAGGAAGACGAGCCACAAGAGACCAUGCAGGCUCCAAAUAGUGCAGUAGCAGAAUAUUUAAAUGAAAGGAAAAAAUAUGAAGAAUUACGAAGACAAAAACCAAAAAACGGGUCCACACGUGAGGAACAGACUUUGGCAUUACUUGAUCGAUUCAAAUUAAAGCUGACAAAGGCCAUCUCGGAAACUCCAGAGGUGGAACCAGUUCAACCAGAAGGGGAAGAUGAUCAAGGCUGGAUGUCCCACAUCCUCCAGUUUGAGGAGCAAACUAGAAAAGUGAAAGAUGCAAACAUGCAAGAUGAAGACACUUUCGAAAUACAUGAUCCUCGGAAUCCAGUGAACAAAAGGAGGAGAGAGGAAAGUAAAAAGAUCAUGAAAGAGAAGAAAGAAAGAAGAUAAAACCCCUCUCCCCCUUGAAUAGAUGUUGCAUGUAACUGAUGAGUUCUGUCCUAGUCAUAUGGCAUUAGGGUAUAUCUACUAAUACUUAGACAGCUUGAUGCAGUCUGUAAUAGCACAAACUUGCAAGAUGACUCUUACAAAAAGAAUACAUUUUCUAAUGAUUUUCCUUGAAAUAAAUAGAAAAUAAAUUUUAUU